UUUCUCAUGUUAUAUGGGUUGAUUGAGAUGAAGACGACCGUCCGCUCCUUAAAUCUAACCGCAAUCCGGAAUCUACGAACCCUGCGCCACCGCCUUCCGAGACUAUCGAGGAGUUGGAGAAGAAAUUUGUUGCUUAUGUAUGUACAGAACGAUGUGUAUGGAACAAUGGGUCUCGGCGAGCUGCCGCUGACGGAGAAGAUACUCAUUGGAGUUGUGCUAGUCACACUCUUGAUGUUGAUUGUUUAUUACGUGAUUUGUCGGAUUUGCACUAUGUUUUCGUCUCCAAAUCGAGCGGAUGAACAUGAAGAUUAUGCGCAUAUGUGUGGAUGGAGGAGGGCUGUGAUUAUCAGGUCUGAAAAGUUCCUCUCUAGGGCUAUUCUUUUUGCUAUGGGAUUUUACUGGAACAAAGAAAUUCCUCUUCAUCAAGAGGUAUAUAUAUUGAGAUGGUUUUGAUAGUCUCUUCUUAAU
Molecule: messenger RNA, 468 nt
Organism: Impatiens glandulifera
Lineage: Eukaryota; Viridiplantae; Streptophyta; Magnoliopsida; Ericales; Balsaminaceae
Product: lysophospholipid acyltransferase LPEAT1-like
Exons: 2
Coding region: 7-453 (148 amino acids)
Biological process (GO): phospholipid metabolic process
Cellular component (GO): endoplasmic reticulum
Molecular function (GO): lysophosphatidylethanolamine acyltransferase activity
Source: RefSeq, a predicted model, not a curated record